AUGAACUUCCGUUUUGUAUUCAGCUACGUUUUUCUAGUAUUUUGUCUCGUGAAGACUUCAUGCGAUGCCUACAAAAUAGGAGCAAUAUUCCGAGAACGAGAAGAUGCACAUCUUGAAGCAGCACUCAGAUACUCUGUUGAAUGGCUUUCUCAACGUGGAAUCUAUGGAGAUAUCGAUUUGGUUAUUGAGUACAUUAAUGUAUUGGAUCACUAUGAUGCAAUCAAAAAAGGUAUUUUGUAA
Molecule: messenger RNA, 240 nt
Organism: Caenorhabditis remanei
Lineage: Eukaryota; Metazoa; Nematoda; Chromadorea; Rhabditida; Rhabditidae
Exons: 2
Coding region: 1-240 (79 amino acids)
Source: RefSeq, a predicted model, not a curated record